This is a messenger RNA of Leishmania braziliensis MHOM/BR/75/M2904, 573 nucleotides long. RefSeq lists its product as hypothetical. Gene Ontology annotation, cellular component: mitochondrion. The transcript has a single exon. The coding region runs from base 1 to 573 and encodes 190 amino acids. NCBI's taxonomy places the organism in Eukaryota, Euglenozoa, Kinetoplastea, Trypanosomatida, Trypanosomatidae. The record is from RefSeq and is a predicted model, not a curated record.
AUGCGCUACACAACUAGAAUUCUGGACCAGACUACUGGUCCACACAAAGCGUACAAGUACACAUACAUGCCUGACCCGCGCAAGCUCGCCCCUAUAGAAACAUCAAUGCGCUCCGAAGUACUGCCCGUUGUGAUUCGGCCACCAACGUCGUAUGUGCCAAACCAUGAGGUGUUUUUGGAAAAGGCUGAUGUCCAUCGUUUAGCCCCAACAAGCGAUUUCAAAGCAACAUUCAAAGAUUGGAAUGACUUGAUGACGUGUAGCAAACGCGAGCUCCGCACACGCGGUGUUCCACUUCUUACGCGCCGUGCUAUCCGUGCUGCAGUUCUGGCUUUUCAAAACGGUAAUCCCCCUGAGCGCUUUGAUACGAAGGAGGAAUGGCUAUAUUAUAAACAAUUCAAAACGAAAGACUAUAGCUAUCGCAUAGUGCCGGAGUUACCAGAGAAGUACCGCCCUCAUCAGAACGGCAUCGAUCAGGCCCCUGUUCCUAACUAUAACGAAAUCAAUCAGAUGCCGGAAUGGGCUGUGAAAGAAGAAAAACGACUUGCUGAGAAAAGCGGCGCAGCACGCAAAUAG